GACUGUGCCCAGACUGGACCCCCCUCCCCAGUUCUGCUGGUCAUUUGGGGGUGCCUCCCUGUGCAUUUGCUUCCCCAUGCAGCUGCUCGAAGCUUUGGACCAAAGUUGGUGGCAUUGAUUGCAGCUGCUCUGCAGCAUGCUGGCUUCCAGCCGUGGUGGAGAGGGGGGAGGCAGAGAGCCCCCCGGCACCUGACAGCAACCCUGCUGGGGGGCACAGGACGAGACGGAGGCCACCCCUUGGCCUGUGGCUGCUCCUUGCCUGAGCCCUGCUCCUCCGUCCCCUGGGGCACACUCCUUGUCUCCCUGCAAAUAGCUUUGCUCUGGCCUGGGCCAGGGCAAAAGUUUGGAGAUGGGGUGUCCUUUGUCCAGCCUUGUCCCCGUCAGCCAGCACCCCUCCAGAGGGGACUGGGAUGGGUGGUGGUGUGCCUGUCUCCCUUGAAGGACAAGCCUUACCACCAGUCCUCUCUUGUCCCCAGGAGGACGUGUUGUCACUGCGAAGCAUGGGGAGGCACAGCCUGCCCUGUCCCCCCCCCCAUCCCCACAUUGUGGUGCUGUGGGUCCCUUUGGCCUGCCUGGAGAUUCGCCCCAGCUGUGGUGGUGGGAGAGGGACCCAGGUGCCCCAGAUUGGCAGCAAUUGCUCCCAUUGCCGAAAGGUGCCCAGAAGAGAGGGAAACGUGUUGUUUGAGGGGCAGAAAUCAGCUGAGGUUGAGCUGUACUGAGCCCUGGGCACCAUAUGGGGAGUCCUGUGGGUGAGCAGCUGUGUGUUGGGAUGGGGGUGAGGUGCUGCUGUGUGGGUCACCCCCCCUUGGCUUGGGAGGCAGCAGGUAGGAGAUUUUGCUCUCUGGGGAAGGUCCCAGGCAGUGUCUGGAGCUGGGAAAUGCUGAGUCCCCUCUGGGGGUUGUUUACCAGCCAUGCCUGGGCCGGCAGUGACAGCCCAGGGACCGCAAAGAGCCUGAAACCGUACACUAAUGGCUCGGGUCUGCUAAUGGACACGGGGCCCCGCCACCCGCUCUGGAGCCAUCAAUACAGCCUGCCAUGCUUCCCCUGCCCCGGCUUCUGCCCCGUGCCUGUGUUCUCUCUGGCCCAUCCCUGCCGGUCCCCUGCCUGCGGCUGUCUCUCUGCCCAGGCUGUGCUGGUAGUGUCCUGGGGAUGGGUUGUGCUGGGAGGUGUCGUGCCUCCACAGUGAUGGGCUGGGGAUGGAACAUCUCCAGAGGAGACCAGAAAAAUGCCCCAGCUCUGGGGAAGGGUUCAGUGGGAGCAUCUGGCAGCGAGACCCCAUCUGCCCCUGGGGGGACCGUGGAGGGAAGGAGGAAGAUGUGGGGGAACUGAAGGCUUGGUGAGUUCUCAAACAGCUGGACGAGGCCCCAAACAAGCUGUCCUCCAUUUGGAGCUGGCCCUCCUCUGAGCAAGGACAGGAGCACUGGUUGUCUGCACCCCCUUGCCCUGUCCCCUUUGCACUGUUGCACCUUGGACGCCACCGCAGCCUUGGUGGCAUGGUUAGAGCCGCUGUCUGGCAGCAGCAGUGGAGCAUCUCCUGUGGGCGUGCUAUGCUCCAGGAACUUCAGGGGCGAUGGAUGCUGGAGCCAGUGUUGUUUACCAGCUAGUUAAUCACUGAUGGGCCAUGUCACCCCACUGCUGCCCUGUGCCACCACGCCUGUCCCCAGCCCCGAACAUCUCCUCGCAGAGCUGUCCAUGCACUGCUGAGCUGCCCGGGGGGCUCCCAGCCCCCUUGCCAAGAGCCCGCUUCAGCCAAGCGCUUGGGAGGGGGCAGGCGAAGAGAAACACUAUCGAUUUUGGCUCUGAAGUGCAGCAUCAAUAAUUCAGCGCAGAGCAAUCGGUCCUGGCUGGGAGGAGGGGUGGGCGGGAGGUAAAAGUCGGGAGAGCUGCCCGCGUAGCCCGGCCUCAGAUGAAUAUUAGAUGAAGCUGCAGAUUGUUAUCGGCAGGAUAACUGGUGCCUGCCUGGGGCUGGCAGGGCUGUCCCUGCCUUGGCCGGGUCAGGGCCUGUGCAUGGGGCAGGCGGGAUUGGGGGUGUCUUGGACAUCCCCUGACAUGGGGCGCACUGGCCCCUGCCUUCCCUGGGAGGCUGCUGCUGUCGCCUCAGAGCUGAGGAUGUGGAGGGGGAAGUGGGGCUGGGGAGGGUGCCAAACGCCUCCAGAGUCUGGGGAGAAACGGGAGGGAGCAGCAGCCUGCAUGGUUGCCACUGGUGCCCCAAAGGAUGCCAGGCAGGACGGCGGUGGCAGCAAGCAGCAUGGCCACCUCCCGGUGCUGGGCUCAGGGCAAGGGUCCCUCUGGAGAGGGGAGAGAACGAGCAUCCCCACAGCACUGGUAAGGGCGAAGCCCCGUGCCAAGCCUGGCUUUCCUCCUGCUUUCCAGGAACCCCUUUGGCAGGAGCACGGCAUCUUGGCUGCAGGAGAGACUGGCCCUUUGGGGCAUGGUGCCGGGGGUCCCCAGGCUCAGGGCACCAUCCAGCCUGGUGGGUCUGACAGACCCAAGAGAUCAAGGUGAGCUGGCUGUGAGUGGGAUAGGUCUUGGAGCAUGGAAAUCCAGCCUGGGACAGCUGCAGGUGCUCCAGGUUGAAGUUUGGGGUUCUCUGGGCUGGGAUGCACCAGAGAUUUCCCAUGCGCAGUGGGUUUAACCCUUGCCUUUCCUUUUCCAAGGGCUGGCAGGCUUUUCAGCUGGCUGUUGGGCUGGGCAGGGUCUGGUGCCUGAAUCAGGAGGGAGUUGCUCACUCAUGGUGAGGGCUUGCAAAGCGGGAGGGGAAGGGGCAGAGAUGUAUGGUAGCCAUGGCCGGGCUCUGAGUUUGGAUCCCCGCAUAGCUUUACACUCUGAGGCAUGCUGUAGCUGGGCCGCAUCCUGCCAGCACUGGGGUCUUGGAGAAGAAGGUCUCCCGGGGACUCUACUCUCUCCUCUGUGGAGCAUUUUCCACAUGCUCUGCACCGAGGGACAUCAGACCCAGUCAUUGCCAUGGACACAGGAUGGGCUGCGCUGUCUUGUCCUGCCUGGAGAGGGUGAAGCUGGGGGAGAAGGGGACUUGACCCUGGGUCGCCUUGGCUGUGACCCUCGCAGCUGGGGCCAGGGCAGGGCAGGUCUGCCAGCACCGAGCUCCUCAAGGACCGCAGUGCCCGCGGCACACACCCUGCCGACUCUGCCGCUGCGUGGUGUCACGUCCCGCUCAGCCCAGCCAGACGUAAUUAGCUUGUUGAAUCUCUUCUCCCUCCGGCCUCACGUUAAUCACUUUUCACAUUGCUUCCCUCCCAAUUCCCUCUGGCCUGGCUUGCUCCUUUUGUUGCUGAUGUGCCAGGAGAGGGGAGCAAGGGGACGCAGCUGGACAUGGAGAAGGGACCCCACUCUGCUGCAUCCUGCCCCAGAGAUGGGCUCUGAGCCAGCGGACGGAGAGGCAGGGAGAACACUCAGCCACGGGGAGGUGAGAAAAUUGCAGGCUAGAGAAAAAGCAAUAAAGCUAGAGAGCAAGGGAGCUUGUUGGGACAGCCCUUCUUUGCAGCCCUGCUCUGCUGGUGGAGGAUGAAACCUCAGAGUUCAAUGGGAGAGGUCGGUUUGGAGCCGGCCUGGGGCUCUCUAGCGCAGAGCUGUGUUGGGCUGCACGGUGCUGUGAGAGCUCACCGGGGUCUCCUUUACCUCUCCCCUGUGAGGGGCAGGAUUAGAUCCCAGGACUGGGCACAGGUGGGAAUAGCGGUGCCCUGGCCAGGGCUCUGCGGGGUUGUGGUCCCCGGAGUGCAGGCAGCAGGAGGUCUCACGCGCCGUCCGUGCCUGGCUGCAGCGUCCCCUCCCAGGGACGCAGGGAAAUGUCUCAUUCCCCAUAGGUGCCUGCCCUGGGGCUUGCUGUGCCACUGGAGCAGGGGGUGGCCAGAUCAGAAGCAGCUUUUAGGUGAGAGAUGCGUAGAAAACCGGCUCAAAGAGACUUUCUAACAACCACUGCUGCCAGGCUGGGGUCUCUGCCCUGCUGCCCACAAGGCAGGGCUUUGAGUGGGCUGCAGGGAGUCCCCGCCCGGGCUGGUCACCCCGCCGUGCUCUCCUCCCUCUAGACAGCACCCCGGAGUGAAGUGGGGCACAUUUCCCUCCAGCAGCAAGCGAGAUACCCAGGGCUGGCAGCCCCCAGCUGUGGCUCCUCCCUGUGCCACAGAUCUUGCAUGGGGCUGUGACUUACUUGCUGGAGCGGAGAGGUGCGGAUAUUCCCCCAGGAGGUGAAGAGGGAAGAGGUGAGGGUGGCAGGUGUCAGUGGAGGUGAUCGGCAGACGAAGCUGAGCUCUGAGGCCGGGAGCUCCUUGAGCUGUGCCGCGAGUGCGUGCAAGGUGGGGCACUGCUGAGGAACAGGUUUGGUGGUUUGGGAUGGGGCAGAGGGGCUGGCCUGGGCAGGGCUGGUCCCUGGGCUGGGUGGCAGCAGUGUCCUGGGGGCAGUGAGCAAUGAGCUCGAGGGUCCCUGCGUGUGGCUUGGCUCCAGGUUCAGUGCCACCAUGCACUGCUGUUGGGGUGGGAGUCGGGGGCAGCUGAGCCUCUUCCGUUCACCCAUCGGUACCAGCUCUGCACCCCUCCACGGUUUCCAGCGCUGUGGAGUGCCUGUGCCAGGUUGUGUAGGUGCAGGGCUGCCCUGGGGUGAGAGUUGACACCUAAGUCACUUCGGCAGUUGCGUGGGCUCCUUCCUCCCCUGCAGCCUGGGUGCCCUGAGGGACCCCAGAGGGUGCCGGGGCGGGAAGAGGGAGGGCCAAGGCAGGUCUCUCCUCCCCUGCCCUCCCCUCUCCUCCCUUGCUGGGUCUGUUGCUGCCAGACCAGCUGCCUGCUGGGGCUGCACGUCUGGGGGAUGUCGGUUGCUGGGGCACCCUGGGACCCGCAGGGGCUGCAGAUGGUGGGCAUCAUCCUGCUGCUCUGCUCCAGCCUCAAGCUACUCCAUGCCCUGGGCAUCAUCGACCUGGCCAGGGGAGACAGCGUUGAGGAUGAGUUUGAGCUUUCCACCGUCUGCCAUCGCCCCGAGGGGCUGGAGCAGCUCCAGGAGCAGACCAAGUUCACCCGCAAAGAGCUGCAGGUCCUGUACCGAGGCUUCAAGAACGAGUGCCCAAGUGGCAUCGUCAAUGAAGAGAACUUCAAGCAGAUCUACUCACAGUUCUUCCCACAGGGAGACUCCAGCACGUAUGCCACCUUCCUCUUCAACGCCUUUGACACCGACCACGAUGGCUCCGUCAGCUUCGAGGACUUUGUGUCUGGACUGUCCAUCAUCCUGCGGGGCACCAUUGACGAUCGCCUGAACUGGGCCUUUAACCUCUACGACCUGAACAAAGAUGGCUGCAUCACCAAAGAGGAAAUGCUGGACAUCAUGAAGUCCAUCUACGACAUGAUGGGCAAAUACACGUACCCGGCCAUGCGGGAGGAAGCACCCCGGGAGCAUGUGGAGAACUUCUUCCAGAAAAUGGACCGAAACAAGGACGGUGUGGUGACAAUCGAGGAGUUCCUGGAGUCCUGCCAGAAGGAUGAGAACAUCAUGCGGUCCAUGCAGCUCUUCGACAAUGUGAUUUAGCUCCCGGACCUGCCUCCAGCCGAGCUCUCCUGCCACCGGGCCCAGAACCUGCUUCUCUCUCGACUUUUCCUUCGAGCCUCCCCUCUGCUGGCUGCACAGACACCCCUGUGGGAAGGGGCCUCCCUUCCUGAAGAUGUGGUCGGUGCCGGGAUCUUCCCUUCCCCCUGGGCUGGCUCUGCUUUCCUUGGGGGAUCCCAAGCAGGUGCUCCCAGAUGUCGGAGCAUGGGCACGGCUGGCACGGGGCAAGCGUUUGGCCUGGAUGGACCUCCCUGCACCCGUUCCUGGUGGGAAAGCUGCAGCCUCGGGCUGCGAUAGAGGCUUCCCCCGUGCACAGCACCCCGUGCAGCCACGGCUCCCCUACCCCGACCCUCCCCAGCCUCGGGAGCCCCCAGCACCGGCUCCAGCCUAAAUCCUCCAGCGACGCUGUCUAGAAACAAAUAAAGUCUUGCAACAGGCUCCAGCAACUCGGCUUCCCCCCCUGCCCCGGCUGUGCCUUGCAGUGGGGACCGUGUCCGGCAUGUCGGCUGUGAGCCGCCGGCCACCCUCCUUCCCCAGCCCUUGGGCCAGUGGGUGGGCAGAGGGCUGUGCCCGGAGAAGGCAGUCGCACGGGCUCUCGGGGCUCAUCGCUGCAUGAGCUGUGGCAAGCAACCCCUGAUCCUGGGGGGCCUGGUUAGACCUAGGAGGCUCAUCCUGAUGUGGGGACAGGGGACACUAAAGGCACCCAGAGGUGCACUGGUCCCCCAGGAUGAAGGAUGCUGGGCUGGGAGACCUGCACCCUCAGCCCUCAUCCCUCAAGUUCGGGGUGCUGGCACACAGGGGACCUCAGGGACCCACUUUGAGGCUCCAAUGGAGAGCUACCCUUCCUACCCCUCCCUAAGGACACCGCAGCCAGGGUAUGGGUCCACGUGGAGCAGGGAGGUGUGCUGGGCUCCAGUGGCCGCCCUGGCCCUUGGGCCUCACGGCCAUGCUCCCGGCAUCGUUUCUGCUGACCUUCCCCUGUUCCUGUGCCCUGGCCUGCCCCAGCCCAUCCGCUGCCUUGGAGGCUGGGGAGAGAGGAAUGGGGCAGAGAGGUGUCCCCACAGGCAUAGCCCUGUGCUGGGGGCAUUGCUGAGCUGGCAGCUCCUUGGGGAGAAAGUUGAGGCUGGGGCCAGCCAGGAGUCGUUGCUGUGCUGCUGGCAGGCUGGAGGGUCACCUUGGAGCAGGGCAGGCUCAGCUCCUUCUCCCGGCAUGGCCAUGUGAGAGCCUGCCUGGGGACGCUGGGGAUGGAGCCAGCACCCUGCAGUUCCCCAUGUCUUUGUCACGACCAGCUCCUCAGAGCUGGGUAUGUGCAGGCAGGUCUGUCCUGCCUGUAUACCCCUCCGAGUCAUAGCUGGGACAGUGAUGCCCAUGGGCUAAUGGCCCUAUGCCAACCCCAGAAGCCCCUCCGUGCAAUCCCACAGGCAUUGGGAAUGUACCCAGCCCCGGCAGCUGCCUGCUCAGCUGCUCCAGCCUCUGCAUCCUUAGCAGCCAAGGGCGAUUGGGGCUGGCCCAAGCUGCGGAGUCUGGGAUCAAUGGAGAAGGGGUGAGCAAGGACCAUGCUGGGCCAGGCCCCAGAUCCAGGCUGAGCCCCUGGUGUCGGAGCCAUUAGAACCAACCCCCAGGGCCCUGCGCCAAAGCUAUGGGGCUGCUCCCCAGUGGGACCAUCCCUGGCCCAGCCCUUGCAGACAUGAUGUGUUUUUUAUGUUCAUUUAACACAUUGUUCAUCUCACAGUCCUGUUCCUGGGUUUGCUGUGGGGCUGAGCUCCCACUUAAAGUCUCCCAAGGGUGAGAGGGCAGGUAUCCUGACCCUUACCCCUCCUGUCUCCUUCUCCCCAUCCUCCCUCCUCCCAGGCUCUCUGGGGUACCCACCGUCCCCCGCCACGUGGAGCAGAUGCCGCCUCCUCCCUCACGCUGCAGGUCGCAUGGCGUGACCCCCUGCCCCGGGGCAUGGUGACCCACAACCCGCUUGGCAUCUCCAGUCUGUAUAUUUUGUAUUAUAACAAUAAUAUGGGUUAAAAAAAAAACCAAAAAAACCAAUAAAAUCUAACCACAA
Molecule: messenger RNA, 7598 nt
Organism: Aquila chrysaetos chrysaetos
Lineage: Eukaryota; Metazoa; Chordata; Aves; Accipitriformes; Accipitridae
Gene: KCNIP2
Product: potassium voltage-gated channel interacting protein 2
Exons: 8
Coding region: 4817-5527 (236 amino acids)
Biological process (GO): regulation of potassium ion transmembrane transport
Cellular component (GO): voltage-gated potassium channel complex
Molecular function (GO): calcium ion binding; potassium channel regulator activity
Source: RefSeq, a predicted model, not a curated record